CUCCUCUCGCUCGCUUGCUCUUUCUCUGCGUGCGAGCGCGUCUGUGUGAUGGAGAUUUGUCUCUCGUAAAGUCUCUCCCAGGAUUUGCGCUCGCCGGAGGCUUUUGCAGCGAAGCAGAGCGGCCAGCUGGACGGAGAGGAGCAAUUGCCACCAGAGAUUCCGGCGGGGAGAACCGAAAGCGGUGGGAAAGGUCGUUUCCAGACGCCCCUGGAGUUGCUUCCAAACAGAAGAGAGAGAGAGAGAGGAAGACGCCGCGGAGAAACAGCGAAAGAUUCCGCCCUCCCCGCGCCCACGACCGUCUCUUUCUUCUUCUGCCCAACUUUUGCGCAGCGCGGGGCUCGAACCUGCGGCUCCGCGGACGGGGAAAAGUUUGCAGAGCGAUCCGAGGGUGCUCCGCGUCUUCCCCCAGCCUCCCCAACCCCCCUCGAUGCUCCUUCGGCCCGUGUCGCGCACCUGCACCUUAUCCGGUAGAACAGAAGCGUCUCUGGAUGCCUAGGUGUUGUGGGGAUUUUGGGGGGCUGGGAGGGGGCUCCUCCUUCCACCCCCAUUCAGGAAGAACCUAAGUCAUGGCGAAGAGGUGAUCAGCCAGGAACUUCCAUCCGGCCCCGAGGAAAUGCAAAGGUGGAAAUAUUUCAGAAGAGCAGCUUUUUGACUUCUAAGGAGAAGCUGCAGCAAAUCCCCGUUUUACAGCUCCCGGUUCCUCACCUCUUUUCCGGGAGUUCUUCAACAUGGGUGCUCUGCCGAUUGCCCCUGUGGCCUUCAGCUUGACUCUGGGCGCUCUGCUAUGCCGAGUGACCAUUGGCCGUGGGGCCUCAGACAAUGUUCAGAAGUUUUCCUCUCUGCCAACAUAUCUACCUGUAAGAUAUCAGAUCUCCAGCACCGAGAGUUCGUUUUUCCUCAAAGAAACUAACCAGGAGUUCAUGCGGAACUCCAGUUUGCAAUCUCGGAUGGAGACCUUCUUCACCUACAAAGCCAAGAAGACCCCUGUGAUCAAUGCUAGUUAUGGGCCCUUCUCUGUGGAACAGGCUGUGCCCCAGGACCUGCUGCUGACCUCAAGCUUUUUUGGAUCCACCAACAAAUUUACAUUCAAUUGGAAGCUGAAAGCGUACAUCAUGAGUGAAAAGGUCUAUUUGACCAGGCCCAAAGUCCAAGUUCUUUUUUACAUUGUGGGAAGAGAUUGGGAUGACUACCGCAUGACAGAGCAGCUGCCUUGCAUGCGAGUCUUUGCCUUUCGGGAAACGCGGGAGGUUCGGGGCAGCUGCAGAUUGAAGGGUCACCUGGGCUUGUGUGUGGCUGACCUGGAACUUCAGCCCACCUGGUUUAACCCAGCAACGGUUGUCACCGGCCGCAAAAAAGCAUCCAAUCAGUCCGAAGGGAGCUCAGUGGAGCUUUACUACACCAUUCAGCCUGCAGAUGAAAAUACCGAGUGUACUUCGGAAGACAUCCGUAAGGGGAACGCCAUCCGACCAGGGAAGGAAGGGUCAGGGGAAACCAUGUCCCACUUGCAGAGAAUUGGUUCCAUCACUCUCUACAGGACCCCGGAGAGCUCUCAGCUGACAGAGCUGUGGCUGGAUAGCAACGUCAUCAUCUGGUUGCCAGCGAAACCCAUCAGACAAGGAGAAGUUGUGAGCGCUUUGGUGACAGUCACCAACAACAUCACCGUGGACCAAUUCAUCCUGAGGGCAAAGGUAAAGAAAGGAGUAAAUAUCCUGAGUGCAAAGGCAAGUGACCCAAGGCAGUGGGACGUGACGCAGAACGUAGGGAACGGUGGGAAACACUCGACCACAACAGUGAUGUGUCAGAGAAUAAUGCAGAGUCCAAGGAGCAGAAAUAAUAACAAUAUGUUCAGCGAGGUGGUGCGGCUGAACUUUGAAAUAGCCAGCUUCAGCAGUCUUUCCGGAACACAGCCUAUCACCUGGCAGGUGGAAUAUCCUCGAAAAGGGACAACAGACCCAGCCCUCUCUGAAAUCUUCAUUUGCCAGAAGGAUCUCGUCGGGAUUGUUCCAUUGGCGAUGGACACAGAGAUACUGAACACUGCGAUCCUCACAGGGAAGACAGUUGCGGUGCCCAUCAAAGUGGUGUCGAUUGAAGAGAACAGUGCUGUGACGGACAUCUCUGAAUCUGUGGAAUGCAAGUCCUCUGCUGAAGAUGUCGUCAAAGUUUCCGACAGGUGUGACUAUGUUUAUGUCAACGGCAAGGAAAUGAAAGGCAAAGUGAAUGCAGUGGUGAACUUCACCUACCAGUACCUGAGUGCUCCUCUGCAGGUUACUGUAUGGGUGCCACGCCUGCCUCUUCAGAUUGAUGUUUCAGAUACUGAGCUGAGUCAAAUAAAAGGCUGGAGAGUUCCCAUCAUUUCGAACAAGAGACCUACAAGGGAGAGUGAUGACGAGGACGAAGAUGAGCGGAAAGGACGAGGCUGCACCCUCCAGUACCAGCACGCCAUGGUGCGGGUUCUCACCCAGUUUGUAGCUGAGGACACCAGCCCGUGGGGACAGCUCACCUAUUUGCUAGGUUCUGAUUGGCAGUUUGACAUCACGGAUUUGGUGACGGACUUCAUGAAGCUAGAGCAGCCUCACGUGGCCCAGCUACAGGGGGGCAAAGUCUUGGUGGGACAGGAAGUCGGCAUGACAAUGGUCCAGGUAUUGUCUCCGCUGUCUGAUUCCAUCUUGGCAGAGAAAACUGUGACGGUGCUGGAUGAGAAGGUGACCAUCACGGAUAUGGGGGUCCAGCUGGUAGCUGGAUUGUCACUCUUCCUUCAGCCCAGUGCAGUGAGUAACCGAGCUGUUGUGGCUGUCACUGUGGCCCAGGAGCUGCUCCAUACACCCAAACAGGAAGCAGUGGUCAGCUCUUGGGUCCAGUUCAGCGAUGGCUCAGUGACCCCACUGGACAUUUACGACCCCAAAGACUUUUCCCUCUCGGCUUCCUCUCUCGAUGAAUUGGUCAUUUCAGCCCACCAGAGCUCUGCUAUGAAAUGGCCAGUGGUUGCAGCAGAAGGCGAAGGACAAGGCACAUUGGUCAAAGUGGACAUGAUGAUCUCUGAAACCUGCCAGAAGUCCAAGAGGAAGAGUGUUCUCGCCGUAGGCAACGGUAGCAUCAAGGUCAAGUUUGGUCAGAAUGAUGCCAACUCCCAUGGGGCCGGCGAUUACGAUGCCGAUGAGAUCGAGAACCAUGCGAGCGACCGAAGGCAGAAGGUGUUGGACCAAGAGCGGUAUGGGCAAGACGGGCGGUACUAUGGAAGCCCUUCUGCCGAACGAGAGGAAGUUUCCGUCAGGAAAGCUGGCACCACUGCAAAGUCUACGAUCAAAAGCAAAGUCUUUAAGAACAGCCUGGAUGGAGAAAAGCUGUCGGAUGACGGACAGCUCCAAAACAUCCCAAUCGACUUCACCAACUUCCCAGCACAAAUUGACCUUCCCAAAAGCAAUGGUGGCACAGAGGACAGUGACCUUGUGCAGGCACCCAGGGGUCUCAGUGACUUGGAGAUUGGGAUGUAUGCUCUGCUGGGAGUCUUCUGCCUCGCCAUCCUUGUGUUCCUGAUAAAUUGUGCCACCUUCACGUUAAAAUACCGGCACAAGCAAGUUCCGAUGGAAGGGCAAACUUCCAUGAGCCACUCCCAUGACUGGGUGUGGCUUGGGAAUGAAAGUGAGCUCCUAGAGAACCGAGUGGACGUCUCCCCCCAGCAGAACGAACGCACAACUAACAUAGACCGAGGGAUAGGCUUUGAGGAGAGCAACCAGCUCCUCAAUGGCAGCACACCGAAAAGUAUCCAGAGCCAAAUCCAUAGGUCGGCUGACUCAGGGGGCAAGCAGGGGGAAGGGCCGAAGGUCGAUCCCCCUUUGCAUUCACCCACCUCCAAGCGGAAGCGGGUGAAGUUCACGACAUUUACCACCAUCCCUCCAGACGAUGGUUGCCCCACCAUCAACUCCAUCCUCAACUGCAAUGAAGAUGACAUUAAAUGGGUUUGCCAUGACAUGGACCUGGGGGAGUCGAAAGAGAUAAGAAACUACAUGGAGAAGCUCAAAGACAAAGCAUAGCUUCAGUUGAUGGGUUUUUUUAUGGUUUAGCAACCACACCUUGAUGCCUUCAGUUGAGUUGAGAGGGACUUGCGGAAUAAGAUGGAUCUGUUUGUGCGUGUGUGAACUGUGGGGGGAACUGAACAGACUUACUCACAACAGAUUAUAUAUAUAUAUAUAGUCAGGGAGAGGUAUUUGCUAAAGAUGUUCAUGAUGGCUUGUUCUUAGUCCCCCUCCCCAGAUGGAAUGUCCAACCAUUUGGAUAAGCUAACCUCCACCAAGCUGGUCCCCUCCAGACAUUUUUGGACUACCAAUUCCCCUCAGCCCCAGCCUGUACAGCUGUGCUGAUGGGAUUUGAUAGUCCAAAACAUAUUGAGGGUACCAGCUUGGCAGAACUUGGGACAAGAAGCCCAAAGGAAUUGAACUGACUAGUAUGAUGUACUGGGACAAGGUGAGGUUAUGAUAUGGAUGAUUAGGGUGUCAAAGACAAUUAAACACAAGGUACCAAAAGUAUUCUUUUUUUUUACAAAAAAAGGAAAAAAGAUAAUAAAAAAGAAAGAAAACUUCUUUAUAUUUCUAAUAAAGCAUCAAAAAUAUGAUACUGAGACUUAUGAAGAGACUGUCUGAAGGUAAUAGUCAUACAGUCGCUGCAGCUGGAGACAGGAUGUGAUGCCAGGCAGAGGAGAGACAAUAUUAUUUUUCUUUACAGUUCAAUUUUUUAAAAAAAAGAUUGUGUCACAUGCUGUACGUAGGGUCCCCCUCCCCUUUGUUCCCCACUCUUCUGCCUUUCAUACCUUACUUUUCAUUUUGGAGGGAUGCAGCGGGUGGGGGGCAAUAAUUAACCAAGAAGUUUUUCUAUGGAACAAAAAUAAUAUCCCAACAUUAGUUUAUAUAUACUCUCAACACUUGAAGAUGAUCAACACAAGCACUUCAUUUCAGUGUGGCAUGCUUUUGGAAUGCAUGAAUUUCAUUAAGGGCCAGCUGAUGUCUGGAUCUGGCCCUUGAAGCAGCCUUUUCAGCCCUCACCACCCACCUGCCAACUAUUAGUCCUUCCCACUUUGGACUGGGGUUUCCCCCCAUACACACAAUUUUACCUUCUAUUGAGAAGAAGCUGGAACUGGUGGAGGAUGGGGCACAAGGGUGAAUGGGGCACUGCCCCACCAACCUCAUUCUUGAUUCCUCCGAGGCCCCCUGCCUGCCUUCUCACAGCCAGGGAUUGGCCCUGGCUGUCAGCUUCUUCCUCCUAAGUCUCUAUUUUGCAGUUAUGGAGCUUAGCAGGGAGGAGGACGGGACAAACAUGGAAUUAGUUGGUGCCACCUGCCAUUGGCUCAGGCACCAUCCAUUGUGGCUUCCCUGGUGUCUGCCCUGCCAGUCCCAGAGGCCACCACUGGCAAGGAUGCUGGGUGCAUAUUUCAUGUCCACCUUUUUUGUGUCAAAAGCUCUUGAACAUUUUGGAAUGGCAGAGUUAACCACUGUCAACCUCUCCAGAAGCACAUGCAUCUCUCAACCUGAAUAAACAAUGAGCUCAUCAUUCCUGAUUGCAUGUAUGAUGUACCUGUGAAGUAUGAGCUGCUGGACGAUCCCAACUCCAUUACAGACUAAACCAGGGAUGGUGCAACAUGUGGCCAUCUGGCAGUGGCUGAUGGGCCCUGGAGUCCAACAUAUGCCAAGCAUCACUUGGGCUACCCUUGGCAUAAAGCCUUAUCAUCAGUAGACAAAUGACACCGACAAAAUGCUACAUAGGAUCCUCUAUGCGGUGGGUGCUUUCAUUGUGAUGUUCCCUUAGUGGUUUCAUCCCAAGAGAACAGGAAAUUAAACAUGCUAUCCAUAAAAACCCAUCAAGACUAUCAUGCGGGAGGCGAGGAUAGAGAGCUCCAGUCUUUUCUCCAGCCCUAAUUUGUAUGCACCCCUUCAUUGGGUUUGGGGAACCUGUGGCCCUCUAGACAUCCUUGUAUUCCAAUUCCCAGCCCCAGCCAGGAUGUCCAAAGGUCAAGGACCAUGGGAGAUGCAGUCUACCACCAUCUGGGAGGCCACAGGUUCCCCCUUCCCUGUUCUACAACUCUUCUCCCACAUCUCAUCAUGGAGGCUGGUGUUUUAAGCCAAGCCAAGAGGUGGGGCCAGUCCUGCUCCAAACCUGGGCAAACCCCACAGUUUCCACAAGCUGAAUGGAAGCCCAAAGACCUGAGAAAUAUAAUCUAAAGGAGACUUUGGGCUUCCCAGGUGCCGUGUGUCUCGGAAGCGGAGGCAAUGGUCCCACACUCAAGUCCUGGUUUGUAGAAGGAAUCAUUAAAAUGAUAUGGCCCUUCCCUUGUAAUGUCAGAUCAGUCUUUAGAAGGGUGAUGAAAUAUAUUGAUGGUGUUCCAAUUAGUGGCAACUUGGCUACCUUCUACUUGGGUGGGCAGGGGAGUUGCAACACUACAAUGUUGGCACCCGACACCCCAAGAGCAGUGCUCUAUUGUAUCCAUGCUGUGCAUAAACUUUGGUCCUCAAGAUAUUUCGGAACUACAACUCCCAUCAGCCCUAUCAAGCAUUGCCAAUAAUAUGGGAUGAGGAGGAUUGAAGUUCCGCAACAUCAGAACCAAAGGCUCCCUCCCGCACCCCACUACUGUACCCCCAUAGGAUUGAGUGGCAGUCAUUCAUAAAUAUGGGAGCAAGGAGAAAGGUGCAUCACUUAAGUGGGGCUGGACCUUUUCCUUGUGGUGCUGCUCCACCCACUCAUCUACUUAGCCCCACUUUUCUUUCUUGGUCACCCCACAGUGUGACAGAACGUUGAAAACUGACUUAAAGGUUCUUAGGAUCUCAAAACAGAUGUAUUGUUUCAGCCUUCAGACUAGAACAAUAAGGUAGUCCUGACAAAGGUAGGCAUUGACCAUUCCUGAACUAUGUCCAGGAGGCAACUCUUUUGCAGGCGAGUGAGGGAGAAAUGAACUUUCUGGUUUCAUUUUCACAACCAAAGUUAUAUCCUAAAAGGAAAAAAAAUGUUGUCAUCUCCAGCACAUGACUUCCAAGCAUGGAGAUGACUAUUUUUUGCCUCAGAAGCAUGGAAGCAAAUUUCCAGUCCUCAAGGGUGAGGAAGUAUGUGAGCAGCACCUGGGGAAAUCUCAGACAUUGGGGACAGCAGAAUUCUUGGUGCACAAGAUGGUGGGUUUCAAUGCCUGGUCCUUACCCCUCCAUGAUUAGUAAAACAAAAGACACCUGCAAGAAGAUUUUGUAAGGCUCGUCUUUCCCCUUCUGCCCCACAUGCUACAGAAGUGGAAGAGGAGGCAUUUCACUACUCCUUCCAGAAUGUCAGGACAGAAAAUAUGAGUAUCUGCAACCAUAAUGUCUAAACUUACCAGGAUUUCAGGCAGGGUUCCACUCAGCCCUCCCUGGAGAUGCCAGGGAUUGAACCUGGUAUCUUCUGCAUGCAGUGCAGAUGCUCUACCGCUGGACUAUAGUCCUUCCCCUAUUCCCAGCAGCUACCAUAAGCCCAAAGCCAAGCCCAGUAACCUCAUCUUUAUGCCAUGAUAUUGCAUCACCCAGAGAAGGUUAGGCCACAGCAGCAGGGCAGGCUCAAGACAUUUUCACACCUGAGGCAAACCACAAGAUGGUACCUCCUUCCCUUCCAGGGAAGAAGGGGUGAGUGAAGAUCUACAUCAGGAAACAAGUGGGGAACUAAGAUCUACAUUGGGAUCUGCUGCCCCGGGGGAUGCUGCUGCCUGAGGCAGUUGCGUCACCUUGUCUCAUGGUUGGGCCGGACCCACACAAGGGGAAAGUUGACACCAGGAAAAGAACUGCUGGCUGCUGCAGAUGAAGCUCAGCAAGGUGAGAAGCAGGGAGUCCCACGUGCCCAGGACUGGAGCCUGAGAGGGACCUGGCAAGCAGGCAGGAAAGUGAGCAGAAACAGCCAGGUUUAGAAGCCAAGGAGCACCAAUCAAAGCUGCCUGUCACCCAAUCAAAACCUCGAACUAAACGGGGGGGGGGGGCGGGGUUUAAAAAACACAAGGUCAAAAUAAACUAAGGUGCUGCCAGACUGAGUGGAGCUCCCCUGGUGGUAGGGAGGACUAUCAUAGCCCAGGAAAACAUUCUAAUUGCAGGUCCGAAUGGCAAGGGGACGAAAGAGCACAGUUCCUGACAUUCCAGGUUCGCUUCUUCCUCCUGAUUCGCAGCAAAAUCUUGUUGAAAUUUAAAGGUCUUGUCACUCUCUUCUACAUCUUUGGAAAGCUGCACCCCGUGUUGCCUGCUAAAUAGGAACACACUCUGCUUGCCUUCAUCAAUUCCAAUUAUUAUUUGAACGACUCGUUAAGUUUUAUUUGGGUCCAGAUUCCCUACCCCUUUUUUAUUUGUCUUGACUGUCUGGGUGUGACGAAGCCCACCACCCUAUAACAUAGAUCGACUUUUUUAAAAACAAAAUUUGCCUAGUAUGCAUUGUAGACUCAAAGAAUGUAAUAUUUAUUUAUAUGUGUUAUACAAAUUGUAAUUAAAAGGCUUUACAUGG
Messenger RNA from Podarcis muralis (Common wall lizard), 8487 nucleotides. RefSeq names its product transmembrane protein 132C. The record is from RefSeq and is a predicted model, not a curated record. NCBI's taxonomy places the organism in Eukaryota, Metazoa, Chordata, Lepidosauria, Squamata, Lacertidae.